CACGUGAAACGAAUAUCUUCUCCGGGUAAUGGAACCGUUCCUUCUCUUGCUGUUGGCAGCCGCAUUUUUCGGAGCAGUUGCUCCGUCACCUGCCCGAAGGAUCGUCGGGGGCCAAUUUGCUGAGAAUGAGAAACAGUUUCCCUACCAGGCGGCGCUGUUCGAGCACGACGAGUUUAAGUGCGGAGGAUCCAUCAUCGCCGAAAAGUGGAUUCUCACGGCUACGCAUUGCAUUACCGAGCCCGAUGGAACAAACACGCCGACUGAUUCGCUGAAGGUUCUUGUUGGUUCCCACCAUCUCAAAAAGGGAGGCAAAAAGGUGAAAAUUGCGAAAAUUAUUCCUUACGUUGAUGAUGACUAUCCUAAGAUCAAAUACGAUAUCGGACUGAUCAAGUUGGAGGAGGCGCUCGUGCUUGAUACAGCAAUUCAAACGCUAGAGCUCUACCGCGGCGAGUUGCCAGUUAACGCAACGGUCACCAUUUCUGGUCAUGGAAAAACCGGAAGCGGCGAACCAAUCUCCGAGGUGCUCAAGCACAACACAAUGAUCGUGCUGAGCGAAGGUGACUGCUCCAAAGAAGUUGCCAAUUCUGGUUCGAAAAAAAUCUUCUGCGUGAACAAUGCCGUUGAUAAUGGCGUUUGCUCUGGAGAUUCCGGAAGUCCUGCGGUCUAUGAGGGAAAGCAACUUGGUGUUGCUAACUUUGUGAUGGGAAAGUGUGGAUCGGAGCGUCCAGAUGGAUAUGCUUUUGUGCCAUUCUUCGUUGACUGGAUUGAGAAAACGAUGGAAAAGGAGUGAAGCUGUGGGCACAGUAUAAAUU
This is a messenger RNA of Aedes albopictus (Asian tiger mosquito), 812 nucleotides long. RefSeq names its product serine protease SP24D-like. Gene Ontology annotation, biological process: proteolysis. The transcript has 2 exons. Bases 29 to 790 code for a protein of 253 amino acids. NCBI's taxonomy places the organism in Eukaryota, Metazoa, Arthropoda, Insecta, Diptera, Culicidae. The record is from RefSeq and is a predicted model, not a curated record. Gene Ontology annotation, molecular function: serine-type endopeptidase activity.